CGCCAGACAGCGCGGUCAGAGCCGAGGUUGCGGCUCCAGCGGAUCUGGAUCAAGGGCCGGAGGCCGAGACCCGCAGAGAUGCUGCCUAUCACAGAGUACAUACUUCACCUCCUGGGACUGGAGAAGACGGCAUUCCGUGUGUAUGCCCUGUCUGGGCUCCUUCUCUCCCUGCUCUUCUUCCUCUUCCGUUUGCUGCUGCAGUUCCUGAGAUUCUGCUGGUGCUUCUACAUCACCUGCCGUCGGCUGCGCUGCUUCCCCCAGCCACCCCGGCGCAACUGGCUGCUGGGCCACCUGGGCAUGUAUCUCCCAAAUGAGAUGGGCCUCCGAGCUGAGAAGAAGGUGCUGGACAACAUGCACCAUGUGAUCCUGGUGUGGAUUGGACCUGUCCUUCCACUGUUGGUUCUGGUGCACCCUGACUAUAUCAAGCCCGUGGUGGGUGCGUCAGCUGCUAUUGCCCCCAAGGAUGACCUUUUCUAUGGCUUCCUGAAACCUUGGCUGGGAGAUGGGUUGCUGCUCAGCAAAGGUGACAAGUGGAGCCGGCACCGCCGUAUGCUGACACCUGCCUUCCACUUUGACAUUCUAAAGCCCUACAUGAAGAUAUUCAACCAGUGCACCAAUAUUAUGCAUGCAAAAUGGCGGCGCCUGGCGGAGGGCUCAGUGGUCUCCCUUGACAUGUUUGAGCAUGUCAGCCUCAUGACCCUGGACAGUCUUCAGAAAUGUGUCUUCAGCUACAAUAGCAACUGCCAGGAGAAGAUGAGUGACUAUAUCUCAGCCAUCAUUCAGCUGAGUGCACUGGUGGUCCAACGCCAAUAUCGCCUGCAUCUCCACAUCGACUUCAUCUACUACUGUACAGCAGAAGGCCGGCGUUUCCGAAAGGCCUGUGACACCGUGCACCGUUUUACUACAGAAGUCAUCCAGGAGCGGCGGCGGGCACUACGCCAACAGGGGGCUGAGGCCUGGCUUAAGGCCAAGCAGGGCAAGAACUUGGACUUCAUUGAUGUGCUGCUCCUGGCCAGGGAUGAAGAUGGGAAGGAACUGUCAGAUGAGGACAUCCGAGCUGAGGCUGACACCUUCAUGUUUGAGGGUCAUGAUACAACAUCCAGUGGGCUCUCGUGGGUGCUGUUCAACUUGGCCAAGUAUCCAGAGUACCAGGAGAAGUGCCGGGAAGAGAUCCAGGAAGUCAUGAAAGGCCGGGAGCUGGAGGAGCUGGAGUGGGACGACCUGACCCAGCUGCCUUUCACCACUAUGUGCAUCAAGGAGAGCCUCCGCCAGUUCCCACCUGUGACCCUGGUCACCCGCCGCUGCACAGAGGACAUCAAGCUCCCGGAUGGGCGCGUCAUUCCCAAAGGGAUCAUCUGCCUGAUCAGCAUUUACGGGAUCCACUAUAACCCUAGAGUGUGGCCUGACUCUAAGGUGUACAACCCCUAUCGCUUUGAUCCAGACAACCCACAGGAGCGCUCCGCGCUGGCUUACCUGCCCUUCUCUGCAGGACCCAGGAAUUGCAUCGGUCAGAACUUCGCCAUGGCUGAGAUGCGUGUGGCUGUGGCGCUGACGCUGCUGCGCUUCCGCCUGAGCGUGGACCGAACGCACAAGGUGCGGCGGAAGCCUGAGCUCAUUCUGCGCACGGAAAAUGGCAUUUGGCUCAAGGUGGAGCCUCUGCCUCCGCGGGCUUGAGCUCCGGAGUGCCCCUGCGGAUCCCGGGGCCCAAGCCCAAUCCAGAGAGGCCCAGGUUCCGCCCCCGAGAGCCCAGGCCUCCCCGUCAAGAUCCUGAGGGCUUAGACCACGCUCCCGCACACCACGCUCCGCUCCUGGAGGAGCAGGCUCCUCCAUUAAGCAGCCUGAUGGUGCAGGUCACACCCCCUCAAGGCAAGGCUCCUCCUCCUGAGGGUCUGAUCCCUGUCCUUUGCGGUCCAGGUUCUGCCCUUUGAGUGCCAGUUUCUGCCCUCUGGUUUGAGGGACCAGGAUUGGCCACCCCCCUCGGACUUGGGCCGGGUCUCAACAUCCUUCGGGUUCAGAUCUUCAGGCCCCCACCACUGUGCCUUCCAACGACCUAAGAUAUGACACCCAAGGCCUCUCUGAUAAAAGCCCAAUCUCCCUUGGAUUCUGGCUGGGUUUUAAACUGAGGAUCAGGGAACCAGAGCCUGAGAUCAGAGCCUUGAACCUGAACAUCACCUUCUUGAGGCCCCCAGCUCAUAUGGAUGAACUCCUCAGGAAUCAGGCUGCAGCCCACAACCUGGGCUGAUUUGCAAACCCAGACCCUCCCUCUCAAGCCCCUUCCUUCCUCUCUUGCUCAAAGGCCCAUUGCCGAGUGUCUUGAUUUUUGUAGAAUAGAUGCCAGGGAUUUGGACAUUCCCCACCAUCCAUCCCCCUAGCCAGGCCAGAUUCUCACACCUGGAACCGUGGACAGUUGAGAAGUUGUGGGCUAGGAGGCUGGGAGGCCCUUUGUCCUUGGACAUAAACUCAGACUUUUGGGGACAGUUUGUGCAGUCAUUUAUUUAAUCAACAUACCCACAAUAAGUGUCUGCUGGCACUGGGCCAGAAGCACAGUACAGCCUAAUUUCUGCCCUUAGAAGGAUUGUGUGUGUGCGUGUGGUGGGGGGGGUACAUAUGUUGGACAAAUAAUUCUACAGGUAAAUUUAUUUACAACCUGUGACAAGUGUUCUGAAAGAGAGGCCCUGGUGCUGGGCACACAUAACAGGAGGAUGGAGGGUGGCGCAGGGAGAGCUACUCUGACACUGAACUUGGAGUAGAAGUUGAGUGGCGACAAGGGAGAGAAGUGCAUUCCAGGCAGCAGGAACAGCACCUGCAAAUGUCCUGAGGUGAGAGAGAGCAUGGUGUGCUUGUGGAAUUCAUAAAGGGCCAGGGUGGCUGGAUCUGGGGAGUGGGGGAAGAAUGGAGGAAGGGUGGGCAGGGCCCAAGAGAGCAGGAACUGUGGGCCACGUCACAAUUCAGGCUUUAUGUGGAGGGCACUAGGGAGCUAUAGAGUGUGUGAGAGCAGGGGGGCAGGAGAGGUUAUGGUAGAUCUGGGCUGCAGGGAGGUGGCUUGAAAAGGGUCUACUGGGGACUGGAAACUCAGGGAAGAGAGAGGCUGAGGUCCAGGUGGGACAGGAGAGGUGACUGUCUAGGUGUGAAGGCUGAGAGGAGAGAGGAGGUAAGGGUGAAUGCCAAGUCUUUGACUGAGGGAGUGAUACAGUGAUGUAGAAGUUGGGGGAAUGUCCAUGACUCCAAUAAUCAAACUAAUUUAUGAAAUAUUUAUUGAACCAGGCAGUGUUUGAAUUUUUGCAUAAUUGACAUUCUGGGGGGGGCAGAUGACAGAUGAUAAAUAAGCAAAUAAAUAAAUUCACACAGACUUGCAGGCCACCAAAAGGAUUUUGACUUUUAUUGUGACAUAAAUGGGGAGCCAUGGAGGGUUCUCAGUAGAGGAGGGAAAAGAUUUGUCUUAUAGUUUUGGGCUGCUAUGUUGAACAGAGAUGGUGGUGGCAAGGAUGGGACGAGGGAGUUCAGAUGGGGGUGGCUCUACCCAAGCUGGAGAUUGUAGAGAUGAAAAGGGGUGAUUGCAUUCUGAUGAGGAAUGAUUGUUUCACGAAGGCAGUGGUGGCAGGUCUGCAGAUGGAUGGAGUGUAGGGUUUGGGAGAAGGGGAGGACUCCACAUUUGGGUCUGAGUACCUGCAAGGAUGGAAGUGCUACCAACUGAGAUGCAGAAUCCCAGAAUGGAGUAAGUCUUUUUUUUUGGUAGGAAUUGGUCUGAGAUCAGCAUUUGUUUGGGCCAGGAAGAACUGGAGAUGUCAAGUGGGUAGUUGGAUAGUGGGUCUUGAAUUUGGGAGAGUUCAAGGCUGGUGAUUAUACCUGAGGAGGCUGAGUGUUUAGAUGUUGUUUAAAAAGCCUCAAGACUGUGAGCUCCCCCAGUGUGUGUGUGUGUGUUUGUGAGCACAAGAAGGAGGAGUUUAAGGACCAAGCCCUGGGGGUCUCCAAAGUAAAUAUAAGAAUAAUAAGAUAUGUCUAUUGAGUGUUUCCUGUGUGCCCUUUGCAGAUAUUCUCAUUGAAUUCUCAAGGGUGGCUCUUAUGAGAUGGGUAGUAUUACCAUUUCAUUUAACGUGUAGGAACUGAGUUCCCCAGAGUGAAAUGACUCACCCCAGGCCCUACAAUGAUCUCUUUGGGACCUCAGAAGGGGCCCUGAGUCCUUUUAUACCCAUCCCUCCAGCUCCUGGUGCUGGCCUGGGUUACUAGUCUUUCUUUGCCUCAAAGGAAGUGUCCCCAGGGAGGGGCUGGGGCAGGGGGCUUGGAGAUUAGCUAAACCUCGGCAGCCGAUCUUGCGGCGCCCCCAGGUGGCAUGUGGUGGGAUCGUCGGCCAGAAUCCCCUGUAGCAGGCUACUCGCGGGCUGAGGGGGAAACAUUCUGUCCUGUGAGGAGCCACCUCACUCUUGAUAAUGCCGCUUCUUCCACACUCUCGUCCAGACUCAGUCUCCAAGUGCACACCAUUUCCUAAACACUGCACCUGCCUCCCUGGCUCCCCCUACCUCCGCCCCAUUUCCCGUGCAACCCUGUCAUCUACCAGCAAAAAUAACUUUGCCUUGGGAGGUGACGUAUGUUAGUUCAAACCCCGGUUUUUCCCCUUCCUAGCAGUGGACUUGGGCACGUGACUGCCGCUUUCUGCACCUCUGUUCUCCUUUAUCAUGUGGAUUUUACAGGAUCAUCAUGCUUGUAAUGCACAUUGACUUUCCACCAAGGGUCAUGAUGGUGAAUGAAUGAGAGAGGGAAGAGCGAAGGCAUGGGUGCCUGGAACGUUGCUGCACCUGCAUGUGUGAUUUUCAAGGCACACCCAGCCCAGUUGCUCUCUCUGGCUGCUGAAGGAUGUCUUUCCUCUCCUGAAUGUGUCAGAGGCUCCCUCUGCUGGCUGAUUCGGGGACAACAGACUGAGGGGGUUGGUCUCCAUUAAUUCAGCGUGUGCGCAUGUGUGGCCGUGUGUGACUGUGCAUAUGUGACUGUAUGUUUGGGUGCAUUUGGGUGAGUAAGUGAGCGUGUGUAAGUGUGCAAGUAUGUGAGUGUGUAUAUGUGAGUAAGAGUCCAAAUGUCUGCACAGUGAUUGUGAGACGGUGUGCAUGCAUCUGUGUGCAUGUGUGUAUGUGAGUGUGCAUGUGUCUGUAAGUGCGCAUGUGUCUGUGAGUGUGUGCGUGUGUGUAUGACUGUGUGUGGAUGGGUGUGUUGGGAAGAUGGGAGGGGAGACCCUCUCUUACUGAACAACUAUAACUGUCCACAUCAGGCGGUGCUCAUCCCUGGAGCCGCUGUCCAAACCUCCCUCCCUUCUGCUUGCAGCAGGCAGGACGUUCUAGAGGAAUAAUGCCCUUGGAAGCAGCCCUGCCUAAGGUGCACAUUCUCCAUUGUCUCCCAGAGGGACUGAGCCCCAGUGGGAAUUUCCUUAUAAAGUAUCAUUUACCUGCUGCCUUCCCUUCUCUAUUUCACCUCCCCACUGCCUUACUGGCAUUUGCACCUCUCAGACAACUUACAGUUGAAUUUUUGUCUCAGAGUCACCUCCAAAUAAAG
This is a messenger RNA of Sus scrofa (pig), 5541 nucleotides long. RefSeq names its product cytochrome P450 family 4 subfamily F member 22 (gene CYP4F22). Gene Ontology annotation, molecular function: monooxygenase activity; heme binding; iron ion binding. Gene Ontology annotation, biological process: ceramide biosynthetic process. Lineage: Eukaryota; Metazoa; Chordata; Mammalia; Artiodactyla; Suidae. The record is from RefSeq and is a predicted model, not a curated record. Gene Ontology annotation, cellular component: endoplasmic reticulum membrane.